AUCGUUUAAUAACAAAUUAUUCAAGAUCUAUACUAAGCUUUAGUAAAAUAUUAUUUCCUCUUUAUCUCUGUUAAAGAAUUUGCAUAAUACUCUAAACCAGUUCUUACUCUAUGUAAACACAAAAUAAACGUGUUCAAAACCUUGAUGUUACGGUUCGGUUCGCGUAGUCUGGGAACUACCACUAAGCCGGUGUCGGUAGUCAAGUUGAACAUCAGUCUCUCAAGUCUCUGUGUCUGUCCCGUACAUUACGGUUGUGAUUGUUACAGAAGUCUUCGUGUACGUUGUUAGUGCUGUUAGUGUUUAUGAGCAAGUGUUAUUUUGAUUAGACCUCGUUAUCUUCAUCUGUAGCAAGGUAUCUGAUAGGAUUUAGUGAACUUUACAUGCAGCCUAGGCUGUUAUAAAUAGCAUAAUAUACCUAAUACUCAAAUAAAAAUACAAAUUAUAGUCUUGUUGAAUUUUGUAGAGGCAAUAAUUACAAUGAGUUCAAGUGAAGAUGAUGUUCCCUCGUCUAAAAGUGUUCGUCCCAGUAUAAUCAAACAUAAACAACAAAAGUACCGCUCCCAGUGGGAAAAUGAUGACCGAUUUAAGAAAUGGUUAGAGGCAGACAAAACUAAUGCUUUUAAAGCUCAUUGUAGACUAUGUAACGUAUCCAUGAAUGCCGAAUUAAUAGUUCUUAAAAAUCAUGAUAAGAGUAAAAAACACCAAGAAUUGAUGUUGAAUUUAAAACAUAAAUCCCAACCUAAAAUAACUGCUUUAGGGUUUGUUAAAAAAAUGCCGCAAAAUGUUAAGUCCCAAACGGUUGAAAUUAAACUUGCAGGAUUCUUUGCUGAACAUAAUAUAUCGUUCAAUGUAGCUGACCACUUAAUACAUUUAUUAAAAAAGUUAAUUGAUUAUUCUGAAACUUUAAAAAAUAUAUCACUAAAAAGAACAAAAUGCAAUGCUGUUGUAAGAAACGUAAUUGGCAAUACUUUCAAAGAACAGUUGAUUGAAAAAUUAAAAGAAACAAAAUUUUCUAUUUUGAUUGAUGAAUCGACUGAUAUCAGUAUGAUUAAGACAAUCCGACCGGCCGGACUAAGCGGCGGCCGAACUAACCGAGGCCCGAACUUACGGGAGUCUACUGUAGUUAGGUUUUUUGACAAGUUACAAGGAAAAGUUGUCAGCAAUUUUUUUGAACUCAAAUCAGUAUUUGACAGUUCUACGCCUGCCGCAGCUGAAGGAGGUGCAACAGCUGAACAUCUGUACAGCAUUCUGGAAGAUACACUUAAAAGUCAUAAUAUUCCAAAAGACAAUGUAAUUGGAUUUGCAUCAGAUGGAUGCAAUACCAUGAUGGGUGUAAACAACUCUGUUGCUAGUCGGCUAAAGGAAAAUUUUCCAGGAAUUUUUAUUCUUAAAUGUGUGUGCCAUUCACUGCAUUUAUGCGCUAGUGAAGCUUGCAAGAAACUCCCUAAAGAAUUGGAAGACUUAAUUAGGGGCGUUUUUAACUUUAUGCAUGGCAGUGCCAAAAGACUGUCACUCUUUCAGCAAUUUCAGAAGUUUCUCGACCUUGAUCUGCACAGAAUAUUGCACCCAUCACAGACAAGAUGGCUUUCUGUCAUGGCAGCAGUCGAACGCGUUUUAGAGCAAUGGAAUGCUCUUGAAUUAUUUUUUAUUGACAUCUUGGCCAAUGAUAAUUCCAGACAUGCGGAAGAGAUCUGUACAUGGCUCCAUGAUCCUUUCAUGAAAAUAGGGUGCGUCUGUCGGUCCGUGACAGCGUCAGGUGACUAUCAGCUGAGCGCCAGUGUUGGAGAGGUGGGGAGGGGCAGGGGAGCGGAGAGCUGUCGCGCCAGCCACCCACCAGGGCUGCCGGCUGCCAGGGGGUUGUUGCCAAUGUAA
Homalodisca vitripennis (glassy-winged sharpshooter) is the source of this 1872-nucleotide messenger RNA. Its product is annotated as E3 SUMO-protein ligase KIAA1586-like. The transcript is spliced from 3 exons. The record is from RefSeq and is a predicted model, not a curated record. NCBI's taxonomy places the organism in Eukaryota, Metazoa, Arthropoda, Insecta, Hemiptera, Cicadellidae. The coding region runs from base 478 to 1872 and encodes 464 amino acids.